Messenger RNA from Pocillopora meandrina, 32057 nucleotides. The record is from the annotation of a GenBank genome assembly. Lineage: Eukaryota; Metazoa; Cnidaria; Anthozoa; Scleractinia; Pocilloporidae.
AUGGAAGUGGUGGAUUUAGAGAAAAAGGUUAUUGAAGACACCAUGGAACAUCAUAGUAUUUACAACUCGCACGAUGAAACUGUGAAUGCCGAUGCCAGCGGCAAUGUGACCAAUGGUGAAGUAGAAGAAAUUAAACAAAACCAGUGGCAGUUCUCAGAUGAAGGUAAGUGUAAAAGUCUGAAAAAAAAGAGAAAGGAGAAAGAAUAUUCCAUCAUUUUCUGUAGUAAAUAUGGUUUAGGUCGGGAAGUUGUUUGAAGGGUAGAUAAUAUAAAGCUGUCCAACAGAUAAAUCAAAAUCUAGCACAAAAUUUACAGCAGUAUCCACCUGUAUAGAUUUAUCCAGUAAAUAGCCUUAACCACCCUUGAAACAACUGUGGCCUGGUCAGUAGUGGAGUGGAACCUGAUUUAAGAAAGACCUAGAAAAUAGAUAUGUUAUAACUUUUCUGUAAUACAGUGUAACCUCCUCUCACAACCACUUCUUCUUGAAAACCACCUCUUGAAGUGCAGCAAAGAACAAGGGUUUUGUGUGGCCCAGACCAUGAAUUUGUCAUUUGUGGAAAAUGUCUUCCUAAAGGAGGUUUCCUUAAAUUCUCUUUACAGUAACAAUAACAUUCAUAUUCUUCAAACAGUUCUUUACACUUUUUCUAUGUUACUGACCAGAUAAUUUUUUUACAAGAAAGAGCAUUUGAAAUUGGUAAUCAUUUCUUUUAUUUUGGUAAUCUUCUCAUUUGAUUCAAGUGUGAUACUAUCCAGGAUUUCAAAACAAGCCAGCAACCACCAGAGUUCCGCCAGCUACUUGAUAAAAUGUUGCUAGUUACUCUGAUCAAAAUAAUUACCUUUUUGCCCUUAACCCUUUAACUCCCAUAAAUGACCAAGAGAGAAUUUCUCCUUACAAUAUUAAUACAAUAUCAAUACAAUAUCAACCAGAUAAAUGUUGAGAAUAAAGAAAAAUAUCAAUUUGGGGAUAAUUAGUUGAUCCAAUACUAAAUUCUCUGAACUAACAUUAUGGAAUUGUAUGGUUGAUAGUAAGGAGAAUGAAAAAUUAUCUGGAAGUUAAAGGGUUAAGGAACUUUUCACAAUCACCCACUUUUGUGGAGUCCGACAUCUACUUCAAAACAUUUUGAAACCCCUGGAUACUGUUAAAAGAAAUUAGAAGCCAGACACUCGCAGAGGUGAAAGGGUUAAAGGAUGUUUUUAUCAGUGCUUAUAUUAAUUCUGAUGCAACAAAUGACAUGUAUCUCUUCACUGUCAUUUAGGACCUAUUGAGUAUGAGAGUGACCCUUCAUCUGAUAUUGACAAGAAUUACUUCAGUGAUGAAGAAUCUCUCACUGGGUAAGGCAAUUGUAAUGAAAUAUUGAUUUCUUUUCAACCCUUAGCCUUUGAUCCUUGAACAUAUAAAUGAAAUAGGUUUAUAAAUUUAAAUGCUGCCGAGUUAGGGCUGGUAAUGAGGAGUCAACUUUAGAGACUCUGCUUCUGUCAUCACCAACUUUAAGGAAGUGAUGAACUUAGAUCAGCAUUCAAGUAAGAGUUCUUCUUACAUAUAUGUGGCUUUUAUUCUGGUUUGGGUAUCAUAUUUAAUUAAAUAUUCAAUCAAAGGUUAAAAUUUAUUUGACAGCAGGGCAAGUAUUCAGAUUUUUUGUCUCUUGAAUGAUUAAAAAGUAGCUGGCCUUUCAGAUUCAAGUAACCAGUGAAACUGCAAUGGCAGUGGAUUCUGGAGAACACUAUUCAUGUUUUCUUGAAACAAAUAUUUUUAUAUGUUUUUAACUAUAAGCCACCAGAUUAACUAAUUAUUUAAUAACAAUGUGACUGUGAUUUUAUUAAUUUUAUACAGGAGUAUGGAUGGGGGAAUAGAGGAGGAUGAAUAUGCGUCUGAUCCAAUUGCUCAACAAACAAGACAGGUCAGUUGUUAACCUUUAACCCUUUAAUUCCCAUGAGUGACCAAGACAAAAUUUCUCCUUACCAUAUCUAUACAAUAUCAUGCAGACAAGUGAUGAGAAUUAAGAAAAAUAUCAAUUAUGGGAGUACUAAUUGAUCCCAUACCAAAUUCUCCAAACUAAUGCCCCAUUCACACCAAAGCUUAAACAUGUUUAAAAGUUGUUUUGUUAAACACAGUUUAAUUUUUUUUUUCUUCAUAGAAACUAUUUAGCCGAAUAUUUUUUACUUGAAUGUAGCACAUUGGAAAUGCAAGUUAGCAAGUACUUGAAUCCAAUGGAAAAUCAAGUUUUUCAGUUCUCUGUUUCUAAUUUUCAUUCAAUGAAAACCAGUUUAACAAAACAUGUUUUGCUGGUGUGAAUGGGGUAUAACACAAUGAGAAUCAUUUGGCAGACAGUGAGGAGAAUUACUAAUGAGAUCUUAGGAGUUAAAGGGUUAAACCCUAAGAGGGAAUAUCAAUUGAUUUCUCCAUAGAGUAUUACUGUUGAGUCAUUAAUUAUUAGUUCAUGAGAAUAAGGGAAAUGAUGAACAACCAAAGGAACUUUGAUUGUUAAACAAAUUCUCUGUGUCAGUUCCAAAGACAAUGUAAAGAGAAGAGUAUGGCAGAUAUGGAUACUGAUGUUAGUAUGUGAAGGGUAAAAGCAUGUGAUUGGAAACUGGUUGAACUGGCUGGUAUUUGAACCCUCUCAGCAGACUGUCACAAAUGUUUUACAGCCUUUUUCCUUAACUGAAAUUCUGUUUGAAGAGGUAGAAUUAAGUUAAACUCUAUCACAUUCAUUCUGAACUUGUUUUUGUUGUUGUUUUAUUGUACAUGUGAUUAUUGGGAUCUAUAUGUACCUUAAAUAUCACUAAAAACAUUCUUCUUACAGGAGAAAUUACAGCGUUUAGCUUUGAGACAUCAUCUUGACCAACUGAGUGAACAAGUAUUGGAGAAAGACUACCUUGUUUCACAGUUCAGGUAAUGUAGUAAACAAAUAUGAAUGAAUAUUAUUUUACUUGAAAGUUUGUCUAGAACCACUAAUAAGAUGUUUUGAAUGAAUGCCUCAAAUCUCUGGUGACAAUCUGGUCUCCUUGUAUUUUUAGGGAUGAGCAUAAGAAAUGUCAAGAGCAUAUUGAUGAACUCCAGAAAGAUAAAGAGUUAGUCAGUAAUGAGAUUGAAGAAGCAGAAACUCGAAACAAUAUGUGAGUAAAUGGAUAACUAUCAAAAAUUAGUGAUGAGGCUACCUUGCAAAACUGUAGAUCCUAUUUUUAAUAUUCAUAUAAUCUUUAUACUUUUCUCUUUCCAUUUCCUGUGGUGUUGACAUCAGGAAACUUUGUUUGAUGAUUUGUUUGAUUGUUUAGGGCAUCAUUCUACAGACUGCAGUCAUACCAUGAUAAAUUAUGUGCAGAAAUUGAUGCUGAAAAAGAUGUUGAAAGAGAAAUUCUAAACAGACUUGAAGAGGCAGAGUAAGUAGUUGUCAAUCACAUGAUUUUGGUAUCAGGAAUUUACUUCUCCAAAAAUAUUUUUUUUCCAGUUUGAACCACUCUAACUUUCUUCUGUUUUCUAUCUCCAUCUCUAUCUGUGUUAUUAGGCUUUCUGUCUUCCUGAACCAUUAACAGUCCUUAACAUCAGUAUAAAUGUUAUUUGCACUGUUCUCUAUACAUUUCCUAAGGUGCUGACAAAGAGAAUUUGUUCAACAAUCAAGAGCUUCCUUAGUUGGUGUCUUCUGCUAAUCCUAUGAUUUUGGUAUCAGAAAUAUAUUUUGCCAAGAGGUCAACAUCCCUUUACACUGGCUAUAUGAAUGCUAUCCAACAGAUAUUUCUUACCUUCACUGGUUGUAGAUAAUUGUGCAGUGUAUGGUAUUAUCUGAACUUUGAGCAGACAGGGCUUGCUCAUGUAGUGUGAAUGCUGCUUGAAUUUCAUGUCUUAUUGCUAGUAAUAAGAAUGGUGAAUAUUUUUCACUGUAGAUUUGCUCUUGCACAAGCCACAGUUGAACAAGGAAAAUUCCUCCUUGCUGGACAAGAACUUGAAAAAGAGGAGAAGCUUGUGGAGAAACAAAAGGCUGAGUGGUCUGCAGUCCGUCUACGAAAAGAAAAUAUGAGUGCAGCUGUGGCAGAGAGGAGAAGACGCCUGAGAGAGAAGUAAUCUAGUUUAAUUGACCCUUUUUCCUCUAAGCUCACUUUGAGUCUUAUUCCUGUCACAGUUUAUCCAUUUCCAUAGUUUUUAAAUGAAGCUAUGAGAGUUUGUGUUGUAUCAUAACAUAACUUAUCAUAACAUAAUUAAUCUUACUAAUUACUACUUAUUAUCCAACCGUAUUAAGUAGAGUACAAAUUACGUGCAAAUCAAACUCAAAUAUCCCACAAUAUUAUACCAUUAUUUGGACAGUUGGUUGUUUUAUACUGUAAUCUAACACAAGCAUUACAUAAGACCUGUCACAAACUGCUUCUUUAUUAAAGGGGUUAAGUUUUUAUAGAAACUGUGGUGCAUUGUUUGGGGAGAUAACAGGAUAAUUUUGGUUCUAUCAACUGAUUUGAUAAUGUGAAUUGAACAACGUAAAGAGUUUUAAAGCUCAUGUUUUGAGCAUUAGCCCUUUGUCAGAGCAAAUGGCAAAGGACUUAUGCUCAAAACCUCUGUGUAAAUAUACUUUUGAAUUGUUGAAAGUACUUAAACAUGGUAGAGAUAAAUUAUAACUAAAAUCCUUUGUAGAGAGCACAUAUCUGCCCUAAGAGAGAGAGAAAGAAAACACAGACAAGCCAUUGCUGCAGCCAAACGAAACAGAGAACAGGCAUCCAAGUUUCUUAAGGAGACAAUGUCCAGGUACUUUUUAUGCAAAUACAAAAAUUUUUUGUACAGAGAGAUGGAAGCCUGUUACUAAUAGGGUUUUUUUGGAGGUAUGCUGAAAAGAUGUUGGGUUAUUUGAUCAGUUAUUGCAGAAUUCUGCCUCACAUGUGUUCACUUCCAUGAAAAGGCAAAACAGUGAAAACCUGAUAAAUUUUUUCUUUCAAUAAAUGAACUAGUUUGUGUGAGUUUUGGUAGCCUGAUGAUUAAUGCAGUGGAUUCCAUAUCAAAAGAUCAAGGAUUUUAGUCCUGAUUGGGAUCACUGUGUUGUCCAACGGGAAACAUUUUACUUUCACGAUGCCUCUCUCCACCCAGGAGUGUGAAUUGGGGGUGGGGGACAUUUUACUUUCACAAUGCCUCUCCCCACUCAGGAGUGUGAGGAAAGCUUUAAAAAUGAGGUGGAACUCCCUGGGUAAUGUGUAAUGACAUGGGACCCCAUCCACAGGGAGUAAUAAUACUCUUAAUAUCAGCCUCUGAAACUACCAAGACUGGGGUGACGUCCAUCAGCUGUACAAGUCAGACCCAUAUACAGAAUUUUCCUUCAACACUUUAAAUCUCUAGAUCUGAUUGUUAAUUCUCUCUUUGAGCUGCUACACAUUUCCUAGUAAAUUAGUUUGGAGAUUUUGGUGACAGAUCAAGAUAACAACUUUUAUCUGAUAAGUUUGAGUAUUCUCAUUAUCGCUUUUUGGAUAUUUAAAAAUUAUUCCACAAGCGCGCGUUGGAUAUGAGAUGAUAGGUAGCCAACGAGGCCGGUAGGGCGGAGUUGGCAAUGAUCAUCUCAUAUCCAAAAAAUGCAAGUGGAAUGAUUGUUUUAUUAAAAUCGCCCCAAAAAUAUGGAUAAAUCUUUCCAACUUUACAUGUUAAGAACAAACGCAAUUUGUUAUGAUGUACCAAAACUUGUUCGGUUUAACUCGUUUUCAUGCGCGCGCGUGUUAUAGUGGCUCUUAACCCAUGACGGCUAAGCCAAUGAAAAUUCUUGAAUUGCAUUAUUCAAUGAUCCAGUUUUUAAUAACGCAUGGAUAUUAUUGGGAGCAACGACCUGUCAAUUGCUUCUGGGAGUUAAAGGGUUAAGGAUAUUUGACUUGCAGGUUUGCAAACAGAUCUUAAUUCUCUGGUAUACAUUGCAGAGUUCGUCAGAAGGAAGCAGAGGAAGAGGAACUUUCUCGAAGAAAUAUGGAAGACAGAAUGCAGGCCAUACUGUGUCUUAAAGGCAAUAUUGAAGCUAACAAGGUAGGAUGAGUAAUUGUUUCCCGUUGCAAUAGCAAUUACUGUUAGUAGGAAGUGUUGCUGUUAUCCUUAGAGAUUUGGGUUAAAACUUCUCAUAAUGAUGAUAUGAUAUCUCAAAAUGGGUCUUUUUAAAAGUCUGCCUAUGGGUGAUGAAAAGGUGUGAGUCUUUGUUUGUAAUCAGCCAGAAACACUCAACUCGGUUGACAAACCAAAUUGUCUGUGCUAACAGGCUAUAAAUAGGUAUUACGUAUGAUUUGUAGGAAAAUCUCAGGGCCUUGCAAGCCCGUGAUGCUAAGUUAAGACAGGAAAAAGAAGAGGAGGAACUGCAGGAAAGACAGGAGAUUUUUGUUGAAGGAUUAAAUCCCGAUGAGGAGUUGACAAGAAGAAAAAGGAUCAGACAGUUUGAAAAGGAUAAAGAGUGAGUAGAUAACAUGGAAAACUGUAGGGCAAUAAAUGAACAAAUAGGAUAAGUUUCUAAAGAAACUGUGGCGCUGCGUCGUUGACGAGAUAAUUUGGUUUUGUCAACUGAGUUGAUAAUGUAGAUUGACCACCGUAAAGAGAUUCUGAAGCUGACGUAUUGAACGUUAGCCCUUCGUUAUUUACAUGCUGUGACGAAGGGUAACGUCACUUUAAGAAACUCUUUACGGUGGUCAACUUACAUUAUCAAAUCAGUUGAUAAAACCAAAUUAUCCUGUACGGUGAUAACAUGUUCUUCAUUUUAUUCAGUUAUACCCAUCAUCUAAAAGCAGUGGCAAAAGUCAGACUGUUUUCCCUUUUUGUUACCUUUACUUGUGUUAUUUUUGGUUGGUAACAUUUAUCUGGUGUUUUUUACAGCUUGUUUAUGCUUCAAUAGUUAAUUUAAAGAGAUACCUUAGAUAUCGACUUGAAAAGCUUUUCAUAGCUUCAAUAGCGGCAUUCAAAUCUCUGGAGAAAACAAGUGGAUUCACUUCAACUUUUUUAAGUAUUUCAGUCCCAGUUGUGUUUCAAUGAGGUUAUCUAGGCAUGGAAAAAAUACUAUAUUGCUUAACUAUUGUGAACAGUAUGCCUUCAGAUUUGUCAAUGAAUACUUGUUUGAGGGGCUUUUAUAUGAAAGAGGUCAGCUUUGCCUUCUUAAGAGUUUGUAAGUGUAUUACUAUAACAUUUAAUUUUGACACACUUCAUAUGCUUUUCUUUUCAGAGCAUACGAAAGAAGGCAGCGAGAGCGACAGGUAACUUGAAAUUACUGUAACUGCAGGGGUUUCAACAAAAGCUAGUUACUGGCGGUCUAUUGCCGGCCGCCUCUAAGACCUGUCAGGCACAGCAGCCUGUAUGUGUAUUACUUUAUCGGCAACCGCUUAUGCAGAAAGUUGACUGUUUAAACCCCUGCAACGCUGCUGUACUUAAUAAGGACCACAAAUUUUUGGUUUAUAUUUUAAAUUACAUUGUCUUCCUUGUGGCUCAUCGUUUUUCCAUUUUUAGGUUGAAAUUGUCGAAAACAUAUUGAAAGAGGAAAAACAGAUGAAAAAGCGCUAUCAACAGCAACCUCAGUUAUGGCCAGAAAAACAAAGAGAAAGGGUGAAGGUAUUGUAAAUUUACAAGAGAAAAUAAUGGGACAGAGUGGGAAUACCAGGGUGUUGGCCGGGAUAUAAGGAUUUCACUUACAUCUCUUUUAGCUCAGGACGGUGGUUUCCUAAUGAAGUUUAUUACUGCCGUAGAAAUUUUAAUCAUAAAAGACCAAUAUCCUCGCGGUUCGCCAAAGCAUCAAUCUUACUCAAAGGUUACUAAGUUUGACUGAAAGAGGUUUUUAUCAAUUUCCGUCAGCGAAAGGCGUUAUUCGAAACAAGAAAGCGAUGCGUAAUAUAUGCUAAUAAACAUUAACACAACAGCCAUUUGAUUCAGUGAAACACGACUCUCGCGGCCUCACAGCAAAUUGUUUCAUUUUGAUCUUUAUCUCAAUCGAUGUUGGAAUAUUCACAGCGCGUGGAUAUUUUGUGAGUUGCUUGGAAAUUUACCACAGUAACAUUGAGCAUAGUGUCCGUGCGUAUUACAUGUUAAACUCUCAAGUAGGGGAAGAGGGAGUGUAACCCAUAUUAUCUGUCUAUCUGUGGAAGGCACAUGCAAAUGACAUUGCGAUCUCAUAUUUUGCGCGUUGCUCCUUAUACAUGCAUCAUAAAGUGUAAUGGAAUUAUAGAUAUACCUUUUUACAUUAUUUUUGAGAGAACUGGUAGACUUGUCACAAACUUAGUAAAAUUUAUCACAAGAAUCUAUAUUUGUUACAGAGGAUAAGCAGGCGACGUCCCAAACCAAAGUUUUUCAAAUCAACCAGUGGAUCAUCUUCUGUGGAGUACAGUGCAGAUGUGGAAGAUACAGGGGUAGGGAUAGCACUAAGCUACUUUAUUCAGAAAAAGGAACACAAAACUUAACAAUAAAUAAGUUAUUUCAUAGCAACAAGUUUAAACGUAAAUGUAGCAGCUAUUAAAGAUUCGGCUGAAGAAUCAUGCCAUUUCUACGAAGAUCCUAGUAGUGUUAAACUUUUUAAACAAUAAAUUCUUACAUUUUGUCAGUGAUGUCUUAUUUGAUAGUAUACUCUGCCUAAGUUCUCUUUCUGGGGAGAAAAAUAGUAACUCUUGAAAGAUUGACGGUCUAAUGAUAUUGAAGGAACAUUAGUAGCUGCCAUGAAACUUUCUUAUUUAAGUUUUUUUUCUCGUGCGGUUUUGGUCUUUUCUGCGCUUUUUAGUAAAACUUCCUCGCUAACUGGCAUGCUGUGGUCAGAAUUCAUCUUGUAAGAAACUCUUCUGCUCUGGUAGAAAUACACGAUGUAAAGGUAAUUUCAAUUAAAAAGUUCCCAAGGAAGGAGGAAGUUGAAACAUCUUAAACAAUUUUGACAUCUGAAAUUCGUCAUCAGAGACGGCGGUGACAGUGCCUUUGACUUUCGCAACAUCAGUCACUGUUAAAGCAAUGUUCAAUUGCGCGUCGAAAGUAAUCAAAAGUUUUUUUCCAGUUUGCUCUGUGUUUGUUCAGAAAACUUGCGCUACUUGCUCAACCAAUCAGAUGCCAAGCUAAAGCCAAUCACAACUUGGUCGCCCGCGUUUUCCCGCGCUUUGUGCAGUUUGGUUAGUUUUAUUUGGAGUUCUCAUUGGCUCUCAUAGGUCUUUUCCUUUUUUCUGAUUGGCCGUUGUGAUUGCUUUCAGGGUCAACAUACACCAGGAAAGCUUGGUGCAGUAUCUUCAGAAGAUGACGAAGAUGAUUUUUCCCCGUAUGGAGAGACAAGUAGAGAUGAAGCCAAAGAAGGGUUAGUAUCUUAUAGAAUACUUCUGUCUUUUAAUGUUGAUCAGCAUAUUGUUUUGGCUCUGUCAUCGAGUUUCAACCAUCAUUAUCUUUAUCUAAUUUAUCCAGUGACUCAGAAGCUGAAGGAGAAGAACUGGCCCAACCAGAAUUUAGGGGACUAUGGGAAGAGGGUGUUCAUAAGGUUAGUUUUUUUUAUGUGCUUUUUGUAUUGUUUUUCUGAAGACCAAAACCCUAGUCACCCCAACAACUAGAAAGAACACAAGGAAACAAAGCAGUUUCCAAUUGAGUGACAAAAAUAAUCGGCGGUUAGUAGGUGUAGCUCAGAACGGUCUGUGAUUGGUACAGAAAGCUUGUGCCAACCUGUCGACCAAUCAAAUGCUAGACUAAAACCAAGCGCGUUAUUUUCACUCGCGUUUUCCCGCGCCUCAGGCAAUUUGUUAGUUUAUACCCUCAUUCUCAUUGUCAUCAUGUGUUAUUUUCCUUUGUUCUAAGUGGCGGUUUUGAUUACUUUGCUUUUGGUUUUAACACAGUCAUCUGAAAUACGCGCUAUCACCAGAAACUAAUCAGGCCUUACUGCGCCGUUCAUUGAUAUAUGCGUUUUACACUUCCUGCCUUAGAAGCACCACUACUGACUAACCCGAAGUAGUUUGAAAAGGGUUGGCUAAAAUGAAAUUGUGUGUUAUAUUUUUCAGGCAUCUGAGAAAAAGGAGCACAGAUUUAAAUUCGCAACCCACAUUCCUAGUAAAAUGGAACAGGUAAAACUUUGAUAACAGCUGUUAUUUAGAUCUUGAGUUCCCUAAUAGAGAAAAAAUAUCAGUUCGCAUUUUGAAAUUCUUUAACGUUCAUUGAAAAGAAAGUCAUUACACAUGCAUCGGCUAAUGCGUUCAAAAAGGUUAGAACGUUUUAGGUAAGCCUCCCGUUUCUUUUUUCUCUGUCCUUUCAUUCAUAUUCUGUUGGAUAUGCCAACCAAAAAACUGAAAAAUUAAACAAACAUUUGGGGAUGAGGAAGUGGAUGUUAUUAGCCUAAAUCUUUGAUAAAAAUCUAAAGCUUUCACCAACUUAUUGAGUUCCGAUUGUACCGAUUCACCUUUCAGAGUGAAUUUUACCCACUACUUUAAUCAAUUAUUUUCUUUUAGAGUUUAUUUGGUGACGUUUUUUAAUUCGAUGUUUUUUACAGGAGAUGAUGGAAAGAGCUCUCAUGAAACAGAGAGCAGGGAUUGUUCAGAAACAAGUAGCUGCUGGAAGAGAAUUUAAGGUUUGUGUGCAUUGUGGGAAUUGUUACUAACUUGUUGGAACUGCCUCACGACUUACUGACAGAGUCUUUCUUUUUGUGGUACACGAACCAAACUUGAAGGAGACUAAAGUAUUAAUUGAAAAAGACUGAAAAACACCAAAAGGGACAAAAAUGAACUAAGAGGGAGCAAGGAUUGCUGAGAAUUGGGAGAAUUAAAAAGGACUGAAAAUAACGAACUAGAAAAAUUUUUAGGCCUAAUGUCAAAACAUGACAGGUGCAUAUUGAUAUUUUACCUGUUUCAUUCAGACUAACCCUACAAUGCUUCCCUCGCUCCCAAACGUUUCUCUACUGAAAAAAAGUGGGCGCACUGGAGGAAGGGACCGCGAGAGAGGAAGAAACCCUAAAUUUGUUAUCUCUCUUAUAGUCCUUCGCGAUUCGUGCGCGGUAUAUUUUUACCUCUUCGUUGUUUUUAUUAUUAUUAUUAAGUAUUAUUUUGAAAUUCAUCUUGUACUCAGAGGCCUUUCUCUAUGGCGCUAUCAUUGAUUUGAAAUAUGAUGGCAUGACUAAGUUAUUUUCUGCAUUUGCAUCCAAGAGAGCGGGUUUCCUGACUGAUUUCAAACGACCGAAACUGGAAUCAAGUUUGACUCACAAACGUUCCAACUGAUAAUUCUCUUCCUAUUGUUCUCUGCAGGGUUGUGCUUUUUACAGUAAACCUGAAGUCAUCGUAUUUAAGGUGUGUGUACCGGCGGGAAAGUUACUUAUUGUCCUAUUACAGUAAUGCAGCGGUUAUGAGAAUAUUACAACCAGCUGCUUGACAACUGAAACAUACGUGAUCAUUUUUUCUCCAGGACUUUGACGUCGGGAAAUCCUACAAGAAGAAAAUUCUUUUAACAAACAUAUCAUACACUCAGAACUACUGCAAAUAUGUUGGCAUGUCUCAUAUCCUGAAAGACUUCAUCGAAGUGUUGUAAGUAAACGUCCAGUUUAUUACCGUCUCAGAAAAGAAAAAAAAUUGCGCUCGAGAGCGGUUCGUAUUGCUGCAUGAGUGUAUCACAGUAUCUGUAUCGUAAAGAGACUCAGCGGACUGUUACUCCCCCCGGAUAGGAUGCGAGUCGAUCGCAGGUUACCAUCCCCUCCCCACACCCCAGCAUUUUUACAGUUUUCACUGUCAGUUCAUUGUGACCCAUUUAUACUCUUGACGGGAGAAAGGGACUGUAAAAGUUGUGAAAGUAAAGUGUCGGGAGUACAGCAUACAGACCAGGGUUCGAGCUCGGACACCUCGAUGCGGAUUCCAGCGCGCUAUCGAUUAGGAUAACUUGUCUUACACGAACCAAAACCAUAAGUUGAUCUUUACUCGGCGAUGAAAAUACUCCUACAAAACAUUUUGUUUUCGUUUACGUUUCAUUAGUUUCGAUCCACCAGGAGUGAUGUCAGCUGGUCUGACUUGUGAUUUUGCUGUGACUUUCAAGCCAAUGGUGAGUUUCAAAAGUCUACAUAGUGAGUUGAUUUCUUUUGAUAUCAUGGAAAGGUUAACGUGACAUUGUGAACGAGUGUUUUUUUCUUAUUAUACCCUUGUACAGCUGAAUGAAGACUUGGUGGGCCACAUAGAUUUCCUUGCCCAAACAGGACCCUUUUCAGUUCCAAUUCGAUGUGUCACAAAGAAAUGUCAGGUAAUGUUCUUUAACAUUUUUAUCGUAAUUCUUAUCUAGUUUUAGUUAAAGUCGUCUGAUAAAGUUCUCUUCCAUUAAGUGUCGUAAAACUCACACCAACGCUUUCACAAUAGCCACUCAGAGCAAAGGAAAAUACAUUAAGGAGCUGAUGAACAUCAAAUUGAGACACAUUUUUGUUUUACUUUACAACGACAUGCCUGGUGAUUCUCAAGUGAAAGAUGAUGUUAUUCAGUGAAGGACGGGCAUAACCGGAAAAAAAGAACUUCGAGUACCCCCAAUACGAGUGAAACCUACCACUUUCAAUUAGGAAGGGGAAGCCUGGACGGAAGAGAAUUUUACAAGGAGUAAAUGAGAACUUUAAGUAAAAGCGUGAAGCAGCUUCAAGCGCGGAAAAAGUUCGGACGAGUCCCAGUUGUUUUACUUAUUGUUUUGUAGUUGAUUCUAUAAAAAAGGUCGCGCGCUGAGUAUCUUAAAAUAAUGGCAGAGUGAAUCAAAACCAGUACAAUCGAAGUGUCACUGUUCGAUUGUACUGGUUUUGACUUCCGACACUCAAUCGAAAACGAUCUUUCACUGCAGGGGCUUCAUUGAGAGCCGGCUACAGACGGUCUACCGCCGCCCAUAAGACUCUUACUACCGUCUAUUUAGUUUGCGAGUACGCCCUCGUGUUUGGGUUUCGUUUAGCUGCCCCCUUUUCGCGCACAGCUGCCUUUUACGCCAUCGGCGGUGGCCGCAUAUGGAAAAAGGUUAUUAAAAAAACCCCUGCACUGAUGUUUUACUGCUAAUAGUAUUGUUAGUUGUUUAGAUUGUGUAACGGAUUCCUAUGUCACAGCCUUAACUAUGGUUUGCAGAUCGCUUUGUAUAUUGUGAAUCUCAGUAGAAAUUCUGCCCAACGAGUUCUUUUGUAGGUCGGCUUUUAAUGUAAACUGUACCUCAGAUUUCAGAGGAUGUCACCGAAGUUGAAUUUGGAAGUCAAGUCUUGGGAGAAACCAGGAAGAGAAUUAUAAACGUUACGAAUAAUGGAGCGUUAGGAACUCAAUUUACAUUCAGAAAGAUAACAGGUAUUUCACUUCAGUUUCGUUUAAAAAGCCAUGUUCAUCUGAAGUUAGUCUAUGACACAAGCUAAGCUGAGAAGACUGGGUUUGAUUGUCAAAGUCGAGGCGUAACGUUAGAAUACGCCCAUAUAUUCAAGGCAAUCAAGCGAGCGCUUACAAAGGACGAGAACUCACCGUGACAGCGGCACUUUUUCACUUUCAUACGCCGCGGUUCUUUCAAGAGAGCGUGCAUCUCAAACGUAACAAUCAAACACUAAAAAAAGUAGAGCGUGCGACACAAACGAAACAAUCAAACACUAAAAAAUUAGAGCCUGCGACACACACGUAAUAAUCAAACACUUAAUACAGAGAGUGCGCAUCACUAACGUAACAGUCAUACACUGAUCAAAGAGAACUCAUUAACGUUAGACACUUAACAAAGAGAGCGCGCGUCAAUAACGUGACAAUUAAACUCUAAACAGAGAGUACGCAUCGCUAACGUAAGAUUCAAACACAAAACAAAGAGAGCGCGCAUCGCCAACGUAAUAGUCAAACACCAAACAAAGAAAGCGUGCAUCAUUUUAACUUAAGAAUCAAACACCAAACAAAGGUAGCGCGCAUUACUAACGUAACAGUCAAGUACUAAACAAAGAGAGCGCGCAACGCUAUCGUAAGAGUCAAACACCAAACAAAAGUGCACGAAUUACUAACGUAACAGUUAAACACUAAACAAAGAGAGCGUGCAUCACUGACGUAACAAUCAAAAAACGAAACAAGAGAAAGCGUAUCACUAACGUAACUAUCAGACACGUAACAGAGAGGGCGUGUCACUAAUCUAACAAUAAAACGCUUAACAAAGAAAGUGCGCAUCACAAACGUAACAGUCAAACACUUAGCAACGAGUGCGCGCCUUACUCACGUAACAAUCAAACACUAAACAAAAAGAGCUCGCAUCACAAACAUAACAAUCAGACACUCAACAGAGAGCGCGUUUAACUAAAGUAACAAUCAAAUACUAAAAAAAAAGAGCGCGCAUCGCUAACAUAACAGCCAAGCACUGAAAAAAGAAAGCGGGCAUUGCUAACCUAAGAAUCAAACACAAAACAAAGGUAGCGCGCAUUCCUAACGUAACAGUCAAACACUCAACAUAGAGCACUUGUAACUAACAUGACAGUCAAACACUAAAAAAGAAAGCUUGCAUCUCUAACCUAAGAAACAAUAAAAGAGAGCGCGCAUUACUAACGUAACAGUCAAGCACCAAACAAGGAGAGCGCGCAACACUAACGUGACAAAUGGCAUCCCGUCUGCUUUGUCUUUUAAAAUGUGCUAUUACUGAAAAUCCUGUACAUAUUCUAAUCAGCCUAAAUCCCCGCUUAUGCUGAAAGGGAUGGGAGUUUUUGGAACGUGUCAAAGCUUAAAAAAAAUGAUAUUACUGAAAUUUUUUGACAAUUUUCUAACUACGUGAUAGUGAGAAAGGAAGAGAAAUUUUCAGUUUUCAAGAGAAAAGUGAAGCAAUUAUUCUGCUCUUCUUUUUUCGCAGGCUUGGCGAGAUCGCUCUCCUCUUCAGAGCUGAGUUCUAUCGGCGGAAUGGUAUGUGGAACUCUUUUGUUUCAGUAAAGAUAAUUUGGUUUUAUCAACUGAGUUGAUGAUGUAAAUUGACCAACCUAAAGAGUUUCUUAAGCUGAAGUUUCGAGCUUUAGUUCUUCGUCGAAGAAAGGCGAACGCUCAAAACUUUAGCUUUAGAAACUCUUUCCAGUGGCUAAUUUACAUUAUCAACUCAGUUUAUAAAACUGACUAAUCUUGUAAUACCAUCUACCCUCCGCCACUGACGCAGCACCACAGUUUCUUUAGAAACCUACCCCCCUUGUUUUAGUUGGUGAGACUGACUGUCUGUGUAGAGGAUGGCGCAGCACAAAAAUGAAUUGUACGGCAAUUUUUCAUCAUUUGAUAGUGUUUUUGUAUCGUCUUUCGAUCAAUGGUAUUAUGUUGUCGAAACCCGACAGCCAUACAGACUCAGAGGGCCAAUUUUGUAAUGAAAUUUAACGUAAAUUUGCAGUUUUUGUUUAUCAUUAGACGAUUUAUACAAGUCUCAUGUGAUAUUCCCCAACUGUCUCCUAGACUGUAACGGACGUAAAUGUGACUCAGCAAGACUCCAACCCGACGGAGCUACAGGUUCCCCCUGAGGGGAUGGCAGAAGACGCAAAAGAACCUCAAGGGGCUAGUGUAACAGAAAUUCCUAGUGAACCAGGUCAACAAGGUAGUCCGGCCCAAGUCGUAUGUCGACGUUUAUAUCAGAUCACUUUUGUUUUUAUGCCGAGAGAAAACAAAACGUGUGGCAAAAUGUACUUUGAGCUCACGACAGUGCCACUGUUAUAGAUGAUUCGACAUAGACACUACCAAGGAAAUUGAUUGUAUAAGGGUUAUGGAAAAUCUUAAUAAACUAAGUUUGUCGUGACAAUUUCGUUGACAAGUCCUCUUCGUUAACGUUUACAACAAACGAUAGAGGUGCUAGAAUCUCUUUGAUACGGCUCGGUAUCGAAAAAACCGUUGCUCUUGUAGCAGAGACACAUCUGGUGUCACUCGUUUGUUUCUGUUUUUUAUAACUUUUGUUGAUCUUUACAGAGGGCGAAAGCCCGGAGAAGGCCUUAGAGCCCAGAUCUGGUAGUGCUGUUAAGUUCGAGAAGGGAUUGGCAACUACUGAAGGCGAAGUUCUCGCCCCAGCAGAAGAGACUGGAGACCAGCUAGAUGGUUUGUGGUGUAGUUUUUCAAUUAAAUACCAAAACUCAUGACCAGCAUAUCUGUUUUGACUAUAUAUUUUCUUCUUUCAUAUAUCAGUUGAUCUGACCUCAGCAGCACCUCAGACUAUCUCAUCAAUCCCUACAGAAACCUCUAUAUUAGAAGGUCUCAGAGUCGGAAAGGUGAAUAUAUAUGUAUUUCCUCCAGUGCUGUCACGACAACUUAUAUAUCUUGGAGUUGUUUGCGUAAGGGUGAUUUUAAGAUUCACGGCUAUGAUCCUAGACCAAGUAUGCCAACUAGGUUUAGUUUAUGUGUCUUCGUAGUUUAGCUAUAUAUUUCCUUUUUCUUCUAUAAACAGGUUUCUUCUGGAGAAAUUGCACCGUUUUCUUUAGUCCAGGUGGAAGUGGUAUUUAAUCCUACCAAGUCAGGCAAUGCCCUCGCCGAGUUUGAGAUAUCCUUUUCAGAUCCUCUCUCACCCCCAGUAAGUGAAAGCUUUGUGUGUAACACCGUCCUCUUAGGUUGAAAAGUUGCUCGGUUUCAUUCUGCCUGAUGAAAGGAAAUUACUUAGCGAUUAAGCUUUUCCGAAGUUAAUGAUUUACGUAUGUUUAUCGAUGCUCAAAAGGCUUGUAAUGGGGCUCAUAAACUAUUGACUACUUUAGACUCCUUGUAAAAGCGGCAGUUCGUUCAAUUCAGAAUUCAUUUACUGACUAUAGUUAUCCUGACAAAACUGCACCGUCAUAGGGUAGAUACCUGUGUUGUCGCCCCAAUUAAAAUGAUGCUUUCGAACUUUUUUCUUCAGUGGAACCUCCAUUCAGGGGAUACCUCCCUUGACUAGUAAAAGUGUCCCCUGAAUGGAGUUGAAAAUAGUGACAAAGGCCAUGAGAGCAGCCUUUUUUUCUGUCGGGAGUAAAGUUUGUGUCCCUUUGGAUGUUCCAACUGAGACAGUACCCUGUUAAUACUAAUAUGCCACUGUUGCGGAUGUACUAUUUUUUUUCUUUUUUGUUCGUCUGCAGAUAGUGAUCCGAGCUCGAGGAACGGGAAUCGAUGUUCCUGUCUGGGUGGAGAGAGAGGUAACGCGUCAUUUUUCUCCCCUCAAAUUUCUGGAUGUUGUUCGGGAUAUCAACCCUUUUCACCCUAACAUCAGUAUGCAUAUUCUCAAUACUGUUCUCCAUACGUCUACUAAGGUGCAGACAAGGAGAAUUUGUCUUACAAUCAAGAGCUUCUUAAGUUGGUGAUCAUUUCCUUUACUCUCGUGACCUUCAUGUGUGUUUUUGAGGGAUGAUAUUGUAAGGAGAAAUUAGAUGCUAGUCACUCUUAGGGUUCAAAGGGUUAAGAGGUUUCGAUAUUUAUUUAUAUUUCUGAUGUUUAUCAAAAAUUUUAGGGUUAGUUAGAAACAUUCAUAACUUUUAAGCUGAGCCUGGGUGGAAUUUUUCCUUAAAAAUAAUACAGUUCUCUGCCAGAAUUGCCUGAAUAUUUUUCGAUCAAUCGACCUCCUCCUUCAUCAGGUCGUCGACUUAAAGAUGUGCAUGUACGACCGGCUAUAUCAAGAUGCAAUACUUGUCAACAAUAGAGCCACUUCAGCUCUCAGACUGAAGUUUGAAGUUUGUAAAGAAUUGAGGAAUCACUUGGAACUGCUUCCCAAGACAGCUUACAUACAAGCUGAGUCCCAGUUCUCUGCGCAGCUCAAGUUCCUUCCAAGGUAAGAGGGAGUUACCUUCAGUGCCAUGUGAACCUUGACAAGAGCCACAACUUUGACCAUAGGCACAACAAAUUAUGCUGCAAACUGAAAUUUUCUACUAAUUUUUUACUUGUGAUUUCUUUGCUUUUCUUUUCCCAUAAUUUAUUUAGCCUGCACUGCUUUGUGGUUACUGUUAGAGGUUGUUGACCAUUAUAUGCCUGGUUGUGUUUCAGACAAACUCUGCCAGAUGACUGUCCCACAUACUUUGACGUAGAGAGCAGAUUGCUUGAGGCACCUAUGGUCGUACGUGUCGCAGAUCAGGUUAGUUUACUCCGCACUCUCUAAUUAACUAAUUUCUUACUUACUUCAGCCUUCGCUUUGGUCUUGGUAAAUUAACAGCCAAGAAAAAGCAAUCUGUGACAGAAAAUUUUGAUUUUCGUUUUUCGUGCUUGGGUAAUGGCACAGAUUUCAAUAACAUCCGGUUGCAAGCGGUCUACUGCCACCUAUAAGGCCUAAUACCGCCGUCUGUUUAGCUUACGAGCAGGCUUUCGUGUUUUGGUUUUGCCUUACGGCCCCUAAACCUUUUAAGUCUCACUAGUGACCAAGACAGAAUUUCUCCCUACUCUAUCAGUACAAUAUCAAGCAAACAAGUAAUGAGAAUGAAGAAAAAUAUCAAUCAGGGGAUUAUUGGUUGACCCAAUUCCAAAUUCUCCAAACUAACAUCACAAGAAUUGUAUGGCAGACAGUAAGGAGAAUUACUAAUGAGAUCUUGGGAGUUAAAGGGUUAACCGAGCAUAGCCGUCAAUUACAAUAACGACAGUCGCUUAUGGAAAGAGUUAUUGAAACCGCUGCUAUGGGAUUUCUUUUCUGUGUGUUGUAUGUUACAUGUGGUGAUCUUGUACUCUUGUGUAAGGUUCGUGACAGAGCGUGCACUUGUGGGUGAUACUCCUCUACUGUGCUUUUCUUCUGUAAUGUGUACAGAAAUAACAUGAUUUGCAACUCUUCGCAGUGGAUGCGACGUUUCGUGACAUUUUGUACUUUUUUGUAGUUGAUGUACGCGUGCGUGUGACAAUGUUAGCCUCUCUUGUGAGAUUUCGUGUCGCUGUGCGCUUAAAUAGCUUCUUUCUUUUUUCAUUUGUUAGACGCGGCCAGUUCCGUUCACAGUAAGAGCGAUAGUGACGUCAUCAGAUAUCGAGUUCAACGUUCAAGCGAUUGACUUUGGUUUCUGCACAGUGCUGGAGUCAGUGAGACGAACAGUGACUUUGACUAACAAGUCUGUAUUACCUCAACAAUUCGGAUUUUGUGGAGUUCCUGAUGUGAGUAGUGUUUUCAUCUGUUCUGUUGCAACUGCACUUAGGAAUACGGAAAACUUCAAAACUUAUUAGAAUUUAAAUUUAGUUCUAGGAAGACUAUUGCCUAACAGUGCAUCCUUAUGAAAGAAAAUCAACUUAUUUGCAAUCACCGAUGUGCGUCAGAGCUUAAGAUUUUUCAGAGAUUUUGAAGUGUGAUCCUAACUUUAAACCUCUGUCGCAGAGAUUUCGGAUUGUCAUUUUAAAUUAAAACUUCUGGUAUCAUUCCUUUUCUUAAACAUUAAUGCCCAGUAUUCUGCGCCGAUAUCUCAUAGCUUUGUAAUUUUUAAUGCUUCAGACGGUUGAUGUUCAGCCUAAUGAUGGAUUCGGUACCCUGCUGCCAUUGGAGAGCUUUGAUGUGGACAUCAUGUUCAACGCCAAAAAAGCUAAAGUGAGUCAUGUAAUAGAACGGUCAGCGGUGAGAGUGACUUUCAAUUAAGUGUCUUAAAUGAUCAGAGAUCAUGUUGAUUUUGCUUUUCUUCGCCCUGUUUUAGGUUUAAACAAACUCCCGCGACUCUAUCAACUGAUCAGAAGCAGAUCUAAAACCACUUGUGACUUGAUCACUUUGCGUUUUCCUUCUCGUUGGCUCCUACUAAUACUUUACUUAGUUCUGAUUGGCUGUUUUACUCAAUCGAAAUACGCCAAGCCGUGUAUGUACUAGCCAAUUGUCUUUGAUAAGUUUUCACGUUACAAUUUUACCCACGGCAGUGUAACUGGAUACGUGCGACAAGUUUUCAUCUGGUUGGGCCACUUGCAUGUCAAUGACUUAUCAAGGACGAAAAUUUCCUAGCGCAGAUAUCGAUGAAAAAUUGUACCCCGACAAAUUUUCUUUGACACGUUUGAUAGUUAAGAAAUGAUCCACGUAUGAAAGCUACAAAGUUCAUUUCUGCAGUCCCUUUGAUUGAAGCUCACUUGCGAGGUUAUUUCUCUACUGAAUAUCAUCCGUAGAUCAAGAUAAAAUUUACUAAAUAUAAUUUUGACAAGCUUUCUUUGCCAAAGUCAGUAGUUAAGGACAUUCAUUUGGUAACAAUAUUUAUUUUAGUAAGAUUCCUAUUCUUACGGGGUCGGAACCGUUCUCUUCUCUCGCUUGUAGGAAUAUGAGUUUGAUCUCACUUGUAAGACUGGCAUCGGCCGCGAGUUCAAACUUCACUGUAGAGCAGUGGGCGUCCUUCCCCCGCUGGAACUCUCUCACUCUGUGAUCAAAAUGAAAGCCACAGCUGUCUCGGAUACAUGCGCGGCUCACAUUGAAGUCAUCAACUCGCACACCAGCGCAAAUGAAUUCACCCAUCCAGUGCCCAGAAUUGGCUCUGGUCCCAUUGUAGAGGUGGGCCCCACGUCGUUCGAAUUUAUGGUCCCUGCUGAUGCGCCCCUGACUGUGUCCCCAGCUGUAGGCACUGUCAACGCGGGAGAGGUACGUUUAAAGUUAUUUCUUUUUUAUAGGAUUUCAACCUUUUUACCCUCAGCUCUCGCUUCUCUUCCCCUCGAUACGCUGUUUAAAAUACACUGAAAGACACGAAAAGACACUUCGUCGCGAGGAUUAUUCAACAAUACUCACUUCUCCCUCGGCAAAUAAUUGUUAAUCAGAGGUAGUUGGAGUCGUAGUCGAAAGUAGUUGAAGUUGGAGUUAGAGCUAGAGUUGGAGUUACGCAGAAAAGAAGAUACUUUUGACGUCUAAAAGAAAGCUCUAUGGUCCGAGACUCUUGGUACCUCCGCUUGGCGAUUUUGCUCAGGCUAGAUUUUCCCUAACGUCCCAACUUCUUGUUGAAUUUAACCACAAUUGCUGCACGAGGUGAUCUUGGUUAUUAACUAUAAGUACAAAGGAUAACGUGAGAACUUUACAUUGCCAUCAGUGCUAUUGAUGAUGCCUCGGACAAAAAGGCAUUGUUGCGGAGAGGUUUUCGUAAUGGUUUGUGUAAUGCAUUAGUAUGCAUUUACAGUAAAUCAAGUCGCACUGCAUUUGCCUAAUCUCUUGUUGAACUGUGAUUGUUAGACUGCAGCUGCCAAGUCGCCUUUUUUUCACUUUCUGUUUGAUCACUUAAGUUCGUUAUUGUUUCAGCGCUGCCUUGUUCAUGUGACCUUCAGUCCUCGUAUGGAUCCAGACAUGGUGCGACAAGAGGCCGUGCGUAUGAUGGAAAGAGAAGCUGAGGCUGAAAGGAAGAGACUGGAACUAGCGUCACCUCCAGAGAAGCCUCAAGAGCAAAAUACAGGACAGGUAAGAGUCCUUGUUGGUAACUUUUCGCUCUUGAGGUCGUUCCUCGCGACAAACAAUGAAUGCUUUUUCGUAUCAACCGUGCAGUCGUUUACAUUAAGGUUGGAUUGAAUUUUGCGUAGGGUGGAAUGUAAAAGGGAAUCGGCAAAGUAUUUGGAAAAUUGGCGAAAUUCGGGGAGUAACCUGCUAUGAACUAGCAUCCUGUCCAAGGGGAAGUAGGUAUACUUUGUGCUCCAGGUUAACAUCCAGCUGUGUGGAGUUCUUUGGUUCUCUAUUGCGUAUUUAGAUAUCGAUGAUUCUUUACGUGGGGAAGGCCUCCAUUCAAAGUGCGCAACUUUAAAGACAGGAAACAAAGCCACAGAGUGGGGAUCGGUUACCGCAGGGAACAAAAUUGGGACCGUGGCUAUUCUUGGUUAUGAUAAAAAAAUUAUUCUAUAACUUUUGUAUCUGAGACUGUCAUUGAAGGAAUACUUUUAAAGAGGGGGAGGAUGUCCCGCAGACAGAGGCUAAACUGGGUAGAUUUCGGCUUGAUUGUUUCGUUUCUUCUUUUCGUUGCUAUAACAGAAAAAGAAAGGUGGCAAAGCUCAGGCUGGAAAGAGUGCCAAGGCAUCACCAAAGCGAGGAAAUACGCCGAGCAACACCAACCUCGCCGCUACCACGAAGACUCCAACCAAAACUUUCACUGUCGCUGAUGUAAUUGACGGGUGGGUGUUCAAGAACUUACACUUAAAUUCCGUAUUAGAAGGGCAAAUACCCAGUCCAAAUAACAUUAAACUACAUAUGAAUUAAGGGGACAGUUUCUAAAGAAACUGUGGUGCUGUGUCAUUUGAGAGGGGGGUGGGGGCGUUACAAGAUAAUUUGAUUUCAUCAACUGAGUUGAUAAGGUAAACUUUCCACAAUAAACAGUUUCUAAAGCUGACGUUUCGAGCGUUAGCCCUUCGUUAGCAUGGAUGACGAAAAAUUAACGGUUGAUUUAAGGGAGAACAGGAGCAAGAGGUGUUCCAAUUAGGUGUCCCAUGCCUGCGAAUGUAGGCUGUGUUAUGAGCAUCUUAUUACCGCAGGAGUCAAUAAAGCCGAAAGAGUAAAAGUAGGUGGAUGAAGAUGUUGAAAUAAGUUAAAAAAAUUGUUUGUUGUUGUCUUCCAGGUCCAAUGAAUACGAGUCAGCCCACUUGGCUUUACUCAGGACUUAUCAGAAUGCGUUCUCUAGAUACUUAGUUCCCUGCUUCGUAGCCCCUGGGCGAUGUACUGAGCCUAACUCUUUGUCAUGCAGGUGAGAUUUUCCAGGAGAGAUUUUAGCAGAUUCCCUUGAGCUGCAUUAACGCCGUCACAAAUUUGUUAAGAAAUAUAGGGGGUAGAACUUCCCUUAAGCUAUUUAGAAUUUCGUUUAAAGGUAUCUUGGUCGAGUCUUCUACAAUGUAUUAAUUACUGCGCCGUUUUCUCAAGCUAUUCACCGCUUCUUGGCUCAGUUCAGUGAUAUCUCCAAGAUAAGGCGUUGACGAGAUGCAUUUUCGUUCCUACAAGCAUCAAAAAUUGUCCUCAUGAAGAAAAUAUCACCGAAACACUUAUGAUUUUGUCAAAUACUCGGCCAUAACAAAGUUCGCAGCAACCAAACUUUAUUUCGAUCCAGGACAUCAGUGCCAAUUUACCCGACUAAUGCGAACAGUGAAAUUUGUGAAAAAUCUCACAAAGGCAUUGGUGUGGUUGGAGAACAUUUUAUUGGUGUCGCAGGCGUAAACCUGAUCUUCAACUGUGAAUAUUAUUUUCUGCUUGGAUGUUCGUGCGUACAUAUUAACAUCGUUUCUCUCUGUUCCUUUCACAGUGUUCACAACACGAUCUAUCUAGAGGUUCACUGCCCGGCCGUCCGGCCCCAUUUGGUGGUCGUAUCUGACAGUGGAAGAUCUGUUGUGGACUUUGCAAAUGUGUCCCUUGGUAAGAUAAAAAAUAUAUUGUUGUCCUCGUGAGUUGCGUCAAGGGAAAGAAUUUACCUCAACAGAAACUUUAUUUUUUCAUCAGUCAGCUAUCCAUCAGCGUUAUUCUGUUGUCCACGUUAACUUUAACUCCCAAGAUCUGAUUGUUAAUUCUCCCCUCUGGCUAAUACACAUUUCCUAAUAAAGUAGUCACAAGAAUUUUUUGUCAGAUCAAGAUGACAACUUCUACCUGAUAAGUUUGAGUAUUCUCAUUACCUGUUUGCUGGAUAAUGUAUGGAUAUUAUAGGGAGAAGUUAAAUGUUGAUCAAUUUAAAGGGUCAAAACAAAGAACAUGUGAUUGGAAAAGUUUCACAAUAAUAGUGUCGUUUUUUUUUUAGUGAUCCUUUAUACGUUGUGAGCGGUGUUACAGCUCGUAACUUGACGCCAAAACUUUGAAGACCUUUUGAUGUAAUUUUUGUUUGUAAUGGUUGUAUUGUUUCUUAUAUUUCUCUCCUUGCUUGUUUGUGUUUUACAAAGGUCGAUCGGAGAUUAAAAGUUUCACCAUUCAAAAUAUUUCUGACGAACCAAUAAAGGUAAGAGACACUGAAAAAUGCUACAAAGUAAUGCUACCAUUAAUCAUGGUAGAAUAGCCCGAAUUGGUAUCAAAAUUCAGCAGUAAACUUUCAGCUUCAGCAAGGGUCUCUAGGGAACUGACCAAAGAGUCUAUGGAGUUUGCUUCCUAGCUACGUAAUGGAUGUUAAGAGUUUUAACGCUGUGUUUCUUGUCUGGGCUUGUUCUCUGUGCUCUUUAAGAAGUCUUCAUUUUUUAAAAAUAUUUGUUUAAUUCUAUACUUACUUGUUCACGGUUGCUAAGUAUUGUCACACACUCUCUUUUUCUGUUCUGCUUUUCAGUUGAGCUCCUCGUUACUAGAUCCUCACGGUCCUUUUCAGAUGUUGAACGCAUUAAGGACCUUGGAUCCCCAAGCGACUCAUACCGUGAUUGUGUCGUUCGGUCCUAACGCUCCCAAAGAGGUAAGAUUUCGACUUUGUGGGGUAAAACUAGAGAAAGAACAUGGAUAUCAGGAUUUGAAGAACCAAGAGCGUUUUUUAUUUGCAAUUCAUGUUAAUCUUCGUCAUUUCUAACCACAGAUAACCAGUUAUCAUGGUAGAAUAGCCUCAUUUUGAAGUUUUAAAAUUUAUCAUUCAACUAUUGGCUUCAGGGAGAGUCUCCGAGGGACUGACCAUAGAGUUUGAAGGCUUUGUUCCCAUAGUUUAUUGGUGAAUGUUGUUCGUAAAGUUUUGAUGUCAAGCUUCGAUCUUCUUCGUGCUGAAUUUCUGAUGAAUUUUCCUUUCGUGUUUGACUUUUUUGAUGUUUUUUUUAUGUUUAGAUGCUUUAAACGUGACAACAUAACCUGUUAAAAAACCAUCUUUCUCUAUAACCUUUUAUUGUGUAGUUACCACUAAACGAGUAUAAAAUCAAGUUAACAUAAAACAGCGUUACCCAGCAAAAUUACUGAGAAAGAAACCGUUUUGAGACAGCUGGUCAAAUGCGGCCUCUGUUUCGAUGAGACCACAUUUCUUCUUCUCGACCGCUGGAAAAUGGAAUUAGGACUCUGGAAACAAGAUUCCAAUUGUUCUUACUGUUGUGUGGAUGUAAAUUCAAUGAAAUUUGGGCCCUGCUUCGUGGCCUUAGAGGUUCGAGAUAAGCUGUUUCUAUUCGCACGUAAGUUAACUCUUACAACCUUUGUCAAGACAAUUUUGCAGCGCAUUUUUUCACGUAAGCCAACGUUCCCUUAUUUGAUAAGGGCACUGUUCUAAUCGAGCCUUGUCUUUUUCGUCGAUACUUAGUUCCAUGAGGUCCUAGAAGUGCGGUGCCCCCGGAAUACACUAUACCUCAGACUGAAGGGCAGGGGGGUUCAACCUGUGAUCUCUCUGUCAGUGGAGGAUGGUUUGCUGGACUUGGGAGACGCUCUAGUUGGUGAUACGAUCUCGUCCAGUUUUAAGGUAAGAAAAAGGAAGAAUGUAUCGAUGAGAUAAAAUAUUUUUAGAGAGUUUUUCUCCCCUUACCCCCUCCAAAGUAUCAGGAGGGCUUAUGUGUUGAGAAAUUUGCAGUUGUACCUGUGAUGGGAGAUGCGAUCACUUGAUCUGGUUAUCGUGCACUUAUCAAGAGGUCUCUUUUGGAGUCCGGGGCGAAGUCGCUAUGUUGUGUUCUUGGGCAUUACGUGCACUAACCCAAAUAGACUAUUGAUUUAGGACGUAAGUACUGGGGCUGAACAAGCGGGGCGGAGUGAUGUAGUAAAUAUAACUUUUAGAACGAAAUAUAUCUUAUUGAGAUGAGUGGUUUUAUUUUCCUGUUGGUUCAAGCAAAAAUGUAUCUAAACAAACUGAUUUGCGAUCACGUUUGGUUUCUAAAACAGUCUGCUGAGUCGACUUCUCACCUGUGAUACUUUUUUUCGUGAUUUUGUGGGAUCGUUGUAUAAUAAGGUAGCCAGACCUCAUUCCUAUUUAAUCUGUCAUCGCCUUUCAACUAGAAAGAAUAAAGAUAAGCGGGAACGAGAGGACGUCGUCAUGUAUCAGUAUGAGGUUGUUUCUCCGCGUUGGCAUGAAUAUAACGUGGCAAUUCUAACGGCUUUCCUCUGCUAUUUUUCUAAUUGGUUUCUGGAAACCUCAUCGAACACAGCUACACUAAUUUUCGUCGUAACUCAUUUUGCAGAGUUUAUUCUAGAACGCGGCUUUGCGUGAUUGCUGCAAAUCGCAAAAACAAUGCCGCAUAAAAGUUACGUACGCAAGGUUUCAAAGAACCAUUUUUUGAAACUCAGUAUUCGAAAACAUACCUGAAAGCAACAUUGUUAUGACACUUGUUGCAUAAAAUUCACUUUAACUUCAUGGCCUCGUUCUGUUUUGUUUCCAUCCCCUCAACUUUCUUACUGACUAGACUAUACAAAUAAGUUCAAUCACCCUUUGGAAAACCCUAUAUCUUGAGCCCCCUCUCUGAAAAAGGGCCUAAAACUAAAGAAAAGGCUCAACUGGACCCUCUUCAGCCAAUUUUUAGAAUAACUCCUGAUUUUGACGGCUAUUUCUUCUUGCAGAUAUCUAACACUUCAGAGCUGUCAAUCACCUAUUCACUGAAGCUUGACAGCUUAUCUCCAUUACGUCACAGCCGAGCGCAAGUGUUACCCAGGUUCCUUCCGCCGUUUAGCGAGAUGCCAGAAACUCAACAGCACGCGUUAGGUGAGAUUGAUAUUGCGGAAGCUACCAGUUACGGCUUUUACUGCUGUUGCUAUCUUUGAUGCUGUGAAAUAUUUUUUUCUGGUAUUUGUAAAAAAAUUGAUGUGCUGCGUCGAUGUGCUAGUGAAACAGCUGAUCUAUUACAGAGUAAGAAAGAUGGUACGUUUUGAGAUCAGUAAGGAAGUAGAAAAAGACGAGAAAGAUAUUCUUUUGUCUUGUCACAAGCGUGGGACAAAGAAAAAAUUCUGAGUCGCCAUGAGGAAUAGAACUUCAGACCUUAGGAUUUGGUGGGAAUUUUUGUAAAAGCCUGGCUUACCAUAGAGUCUUAAUGGUUCAGUGGUAGAGCAUCGGAGGGCAGAAUCCGAAGGUCUGUGGCUCGAUUCCUCAUAGGGACUCAGAAUUGUUUUUCUUUGUCCCACGCUCGUGAAAAGACAAAAAACAUCUUUCUCUAAUUAGUCUAUUUCCAGCAGUUCAGUCGCAUGUACACUAGAAGGUAAAGAAAGGAAAACAGAGAGCUAGGAAAGCCUGUAAACGACCCCUGCCGGAAUAUAGUUACUGUAAACGCUUUCAAAUACACUCCAAAACAGUCCCCAUAAAGUCAUGUACGCUGUUAAGAAAGGAUGCUUCUUUACUCUGAUCGAGUUUACUGUUUCAGUCAUACUUAGUGGAGGAAACUGUUUACUUAGCAAUAUAAAGGUUUGUUCACGAAAAGGCGAUGUUACGUUUGUGUCACUCCUUCCACCUGUAGUCAAAACUUGUUUCAAUUCUAAUGUCAAUCAUACGUUUGUAAAAUUUUCUUUUCUUUUCUGCCAGGUCCGUCGAAUUACAAUGGGAUGGCUGUAUUUGACUGUGUUCCUGCUCAAGGUGUGAUCGGCCCAGGUACACGAAUAAAAUGUGAACAUUUCACCAAGCUGAAUAAUUAACAUCAUUACAUCGCUGGCUUUUAACUGAAUUUUUUUGACCCAUGUAAGAUUUUUAUACGUUACAGGCGAGUCUAAAGAGAUCACUAUCUCUUUCAACCCGGAUCACCCAAGUCAGCUUUACGCCGAUGAAGUCUCCGUGGAGAUAAACAACGGGGUGAGUAAGACUAGAUUGUGAUCUUGGAAACGUCUGCGCAUUUGCGAAUGUUGUAAUGACUAGAUGACAUGCUUUCAGGCUAUCAACAUCAAGUUGUCUCACAUCAGUUACAAGCAACCACACAAUGCGUAGUAACGUACAACUUUUUCGGUAUAGCUCAAAACAGAUUAGUAAAUCAACAAGAAAUUCGUGCUUGUGUGCGAAAAGUUUCGUGGUGUCCUUUCCUCCACUUUUGUUUCCUUUUACAGAUGUCUAUUGAUGGUUCGAUUUUCUUCCGCUUUUUUUGCGAGACAGCGUUUGUUUCUUAUAUUUUCUUUGAAAUUCCUAGCGAGAAAUUGGCGCGCGCGCGCGGGCCAAAAUUUCUCUCCUCGUGCAUACCCCACGUUUGACCGCUGUGUUUAUCUUGAAUGAAGUCGAGAGGCUUCGCGAGAGUUGAGUGUUUGCACAUAAAGACAACAUAGUCACGUUGGUCACUUCUCAAAGAGGAUUUUUCCAAACUGGAGGACAACACGCAAAUCAUUGGCACAGUGUAUAUCCUACUGCAUUUACACUUAUCCUUGUUACAUUCUUUUAACUACUGUACGACGAAUACAUCUUGCUAUGGUCUUAAUCCGUAUCUUUUUGAUGUUCAUACUUCAGGAGCAGCCCUAUUCUGUCCGACUACUGGGCCGCGCCUGGCCAAAUAUCGUGUACCUGAGGGGCUGGGACGAGUUGAUGCCGAGAGCUGAGUCAUUACGAGCGGAAGUGGAGGAGGAGGAAGAGGAAGGUCAGGUUUCUAGAACAGAAAAUUUUGCAGUAGUAUUUUUCUUGAGUAUUUUAUAUUUUAUGGUGGAAGCUUUUCUUGACUGAUUAGAUCUAAUUUCCCUUGUGCCGUUGCUCUCCUUCAUCUACUAUGAAUUGCAGGUAGUCAAUAAUUGCUUCGCACCCUUAGUUCUUUAGAGUUUCAGGUUCGGGGAUUGCCGAACUCGAAAACUGUAAGAUUCGGUCAAGUGUCGGGCCUGUGAUAUGUCGGAUUCAGAAACAGCCAGUUGUCAGGUUUGACAAAUAUUGGGUUUGGGGAGUGCCGAGCUCUUGAAGUGAAGGUUUUCGAAGGUUGGUUAUACUUUGCUCGUAAAGGUCUUGGUGUUUUACACCAACAUCUUAAAGCACCCAAGACCUGCGCGCGCUUUAUGCGUGCAUACAUUAACCUUUUACGUCCUAACAUCAGUGUGCAUAUUCCCAAUGCAGUUUUCCAUACAUUUCUUAAGGUGCUGACAAGGAGAAUUUGUUUAACAAUCAAGAACUUCUUUACCUGGUGAUCAUUUCCUUUAUUCUCAUGACCUUAAUGUGUGUUUCAGGGGUGAUAUUGUAAGGAGAAGCUAGAUGUCAGUCACUCUUAUGGGUCGAAGGGUUAAGAUAUAGGCUCAGCCCGCCCUUGUUGAUAAGAGCGACCUUGCAGGGUUGUUAAGUGCAUUUGAAUGUAUGCAUACAUGAAUUGCGCACUUUUAACAUCAACAUCAUUGCUACAAUUUUUUUUCAGAGGGAAAAGCAAUCCAGAAAACAGUUCUGCUAACAAUGAAAAGCGUAUCAACUCCUGAUGGAUAUGAGGCUGUGGAAAGAGCCGUGGAAAUUGGCUGUAUUAAGUCCAGUAUACAAACUAAAAAGGUACAUGAAAACUUCAUCCUUUAAUACGCUAUAGAAAACCGUAACAUUUUUUUAAAUACUAAUCUUUGUGUUUGUUUUCCGUUCAGUCAAGUGACUUUUAUUUCGACAAUCCCAAAGAAGCUAACGAACUGGGAUUCUCCUUUGAGCCUCAAAAGGUUUGUUUGUUGUUUUUGUUACGUCACUGUCCCUGAAAACAGUCGUUUUCAGUACCACUCUCGCACAAAUUACUCUACAUGAUUGACAAUUAUUUUUCGCCCCUUAUUUGGUAAUAUUUAGUUUUUUUUUCUGAUUAUGAGCGUUGCCGUAUUUAAUUUUGUUCUACGAAGGUCUGGCUAGCUGUUUAUAUCUUAUUUAUUUAUUUAUUUAUGCAUUGUUUUAUUUAUGCUACUUAAGGCGGGAGUUGACAUUGGCGUGAAAAAGAACAUUGUGUUUCGAUGGCAACCGCCAGCUGGGCAUGAUGUAAGUAUUCUUCACUUGAAUUUCAUUUCCUCUUUUAAAGAGGCACGUCGUCUUUUGAGGAAGAUUAUCUCUUGCUUCAAAUAGGCAUGUGCCUUUUUUAUUUCUGAAAGCCUAUCCGUUUCAAAUUAAGGUGUGGUACAAACUUUUUUUGGAAAAAUGAAUGUUAUUACAUGAGAGCGUAGAAGUCAUUUCAUAUCAAGACCUUCGUGCUUUCACUAAUUGUAAUAUCUCGAGCGUAGUGUAUUCGGUAAAUAACCCUUUCGAGUAAGGCGACCAUUUUUGGUCCUUAGUAUAAAACGUCCUGUUCCUGCACGUCUAGCUUCACAGCUAAAACAAGUUUUCUUGAGAAAAAAGAAAUAUUUUUAUUCCCGGGGACAUUGAAUAGUCGUCGAUAGAUAAGAGUCCAUUCCAAAUGAAGCGGUCCCAAGAGGGAGACGUAGAAUGACUGCCAAGUCUAAAAGCCUCACCUCUUUAAAAAAGUAACAACACAGCCUGAACACAUUUGAUGAUAAAAAAAAAUGUAAGUCUCUCUUACACGCCAAGUUGUCCACGCAACUUGAACGUAUGCUGAUGAAGACUACGACUGGGGUAUUACCACUCCCUUUGGAUAAGAUGCAACUUCAUUGAAGGUACCACAUUCCUCCCCUCCCUCAGCUCUUCACUGGGUUCCCACCCAUACCCCCUGGGUAGAGAGAACCAUUGUGAAAGUCUGGUAUCUUGCCUUAAAAUACAACACAAGCAGCUAGACCAGAACUCAAACCCACACUUUUCGAACCGCAUUCCAGUUUAUUGAGCCUGCGAGAAGGGUCUCGUGUCGGGGUUACGCCUUGCGGCACAGCUGCCUAUUACACCUGCCGUUUAUGGAAAAAGUUAUUGAAAUCUCUGCUACUUUUCCGGUUAACGGUAUAAUUUCCUUUCUGUUUGUCACAGCCUAAUGAACCUGUUAACACCAGUACUAUGGUAAGUUUGUUGUGUGAUCUUUUUAGUUUUGGUUACAUUCAUUGUCUUAAACGUUCGCUUGUUCUUCCCGGUUAUGUCUUACUCAAAAAACAUGAGGUGAAAGUGAUUCAAAACGCACCAUUUUCGCAAAAUCGCGAGGUUUUAGUGUUACGAAAUAUAGUUUUUUCGCUGCGAGUUUGAAUGGUCAGGUACUCCAUAAAAUGCUUUUACUUUGAGCAGUCAAUUCUUCGGGUUACUGAUAUACAGGUUGAGCGAGAGACAUCUUAGUCAGGCAUAGGACAAAGGAAUGAGACGGGAGAACAGUUACGUUGUUCAGCACCCUCAAGGGAAUUAGAUAUGUAAUCACCCUUUUAACAUUGGGGCGCUAUUUUCAAGAAAAGCAUUUUAUUUCCACCAAAGGGAUUUAAGCAAUCAAUAGAAUUAUGGUUUUCCCUUCCCCCCCCCCCCCGCAAACUCUAGCAUCCGGUGAACGCUGGAGUUUUCGUAAUCGUAACCAUUCAUUGCAACAUUCAUUCCAAUCGUAACCAUUCAUAAUAUCCUUGACAAGAACCGGGAAUGGUGAUAUGUUGCAAACUAACCCUUUCUCGUCCGACUUUUUUGUUAUUACAGUUGACAGUUAAGAGUGACGUAACAACCCAAUACAAGAUCCUUCUUCAAGGAUUAAUCACAACAGAGCAAAGAGACCCGGAUGUUAGUGGUCACGUGGUGUCUUUAGCGGAAGACACUUGAGCUUUCUUACAAACGUGUUGUGAAAUAUAACUCUUCGUAAAGUUUUGUCAUACGAUAUGUAACACUCGUAAUACUUAAAACGUUCUAAGAAGCGUCCAGGGGUUUAUUUAAUUUAAUUUAGAGGAGAGUCUUAUUUAAAACUCAUUUGAAGCCAUUGUUUUAUUUCUGAACAGCAGCCCAAUUUUGGUGAAUUCCGUAAAAUGUAUGUAUUUCUUUGGUUGGAAAACCGACCACGUUGAAAACUGAAAUUGAUGCAGGCUUCCGAGUAUAAUCACAUUUUUUACUGAAACACUCCCCAACCUGAAUGAAUAACAACACCAUAGCAUUACCAUUUGUAUUGCGUCAUUUCACUACUAAUCAAAGUGUGCUUUUUACCCGAAUUUCGUGUUCUAAAGAAGCUGUGGUACUGCGUCGGUGGGAGAGUAUAACGGAGUAACUUAGUGUCAUCAACGGAGUUGAUAACGUAAAUUGGCCACCGUAGGGAGUGUCCAGAGUAAUUCGGAAUCACUUUGGUUUUGUUUUACCUCACUUUUUAAUUAGUCCGGGACAUUCGCACCACUGGUGAGUUGUCUGGUAUUGGUCAUCCUGUCGAGGCUGUGCGUAUAAUUUUGUACCCCUACGUCUAAAGUCCGUGUGAUUGGACUACAGUCAAAGAAUUGAACGCGAUGUUUAGUGUACAUGCUGUGGAAACGAAAUGAUAAUAAUAUUUUACUCGAGUGUGUAAUUAUUUAUAUCAUAGAAUAUAUUCGGUAUUUCAAUUAUAGUUAAUCGUUUCAGUAUAAAUUUGUACCUUUAUUUGUUUGAGGUAAGAUCAAAUGUAUUAGUUUGAUACGUUGCACGCAGUUUUUAGUGUCGCUGUGUUUCGAACUGUGACAAGCUUUUACGACACUGCAUUUAAGGCGUG